Messenger RNA from Synchiropus splendidus (mandarinfish), 4007 nucleotides. It is a transcript of the gene ube3d, whose product is annotated as ubiquitin protein ligase E3D. Gene Ontology annotation, cellular component: ubiquitin ligase complex; cytosol; nucleus. Bases 125 to 1309 code for a protein of 394 amino acids. Gene Ontology annotation, biological process: proteasome-mediated ubiquitin-dependent protein catabolic process; protein polyubiquitination; protein monoubiquitination. NCBI's taxonomy places the organism in Eukaryota, Metazoa, Chordata, Actinopteri, Syngnathiformes, Callionymidae. Gene Ontology annotation, molecular function: ubiquitin conjugating enzyme binding; cyclin binding; ubiquitin protein ligase activity. The record is from RefSeq and is a predicted model, not a curated record. The transcript is spliced from 11 exons.
AGUGCACUUUAGAAACAAAAGUCGGCGUGUGCGGGUCCACUCGCAUUGUUUGUACUUUUUAUGUCUUUCGGCGUCUUUUGUAUUAUCACUCCUAACGUAUUAUUAACUGCACCCUGCUGUCUGAAUGGAGAGUUCGUGGAAACAGAGCAGUACACAUGGAGUUGGCGUGUUCAUUGAGCUGAGGAGAAGACUGCAAAGUGGUCUUCUCAUUGUCGGUAAAGAGGUUGCUGCAAGUCCUGCCGAUGUGGUCGUGAAAGGUGGCGACUCUUCUCUCAUCAUCCAGACUCCCAGAGGCAACAUGAUCGCUUCCCUGCCACCUGGCGUUGUUUUUGAGGAGGGUUCUUGCAUUCCAACACCUGCUGGAGAGUCCCACGGCGAGGAACUGCAUUUCAGGCUGCGCAUCAGCGUCCAUUGUAGCAGAGACAGAGAGACCCUGGACAGUGUGAUGCAGAUGCUCCGGGCCAAAGAGACUUAUUGCUUCUACUGCCAAAACUGCUCGACCAGGCUAGUGGAGGACAGAUCAUUUAAGCGCGUUCUCCCUCUUCCCAAUGGAAACUGGAACGCUCUUGUAGACGACUGGUGUUGCCAUCCGGACCCAUUUGCCAACAAAAAGUUGUUGCCAAGACAGGAAGAUUGCUUAACGGGCGACACCUUCAUCCUCUUGGCCAGGGAUGGAAGCUGUGAUCAGACUUUGGUACAGGAACUGAGUCCUGCAGGAUCGGCAGACAGUCAAGAUCCAAAGAAACCCUGCAGACGCCUGGCAUCCAUCUCCUGCAGAAGCUGCUCAGCAGUGCUGGGAGAGGCAGUGGCUCCAGAAACACUCAGACUGUACAUCACGCAGGUCAUCGUGGAGCCCGCUGUUGGGGACCGAAAGGCUUCCAUUAACAGAUCUGAGUUCUUGGAGCGGACUGUAGCAGUUAGACUGUUGGAGCUGGCCAACUCAUUGAGCACCUUCCACUUCACGGUCCAGACUCCUGAUGGAAAAACCUUCUUACUGCUCUGGCUGUUAAACAGUGACUCCAUCACAGCUUCACUUCCUGAGAACUCUUUCGGGUCCCCAGAGCUUCAACACCAAUCUUCCCAAACAGCCCGGGCCCUGAAAGUGCUACACAUCUCCUGCUCGGAGGCCGACUCCCAACAGCGAGAAAUUAUAAGCAGCUGGGAGGACAAAGCCAUCGGACAUCCUGUGGUGCUGCUACCCGAGGUGUGUGAGGAGCUGCAGCAAGUGAUGGACGACAGCAACAACACACUUCCAGCAUCCAUGCGCCACAUGCGGUCGUACAAGGUGGCGUACCUCAGGUUGGGAUGACCUCAGGGACACUUGAGAAAGACUUGAGAGAGCGCACAUUAGCAGGAGCGCGCGCCUUCUUGACUGCCUGUGGCCCCGGCCCCUGCGCAACCCUGCCAGCUCCAUUUAGGAUCACUCCCGAUGAGGCGAAGACAUUUGAAAACUCAGCUAAUAGGCACAAGCGAGAGGAAGGGUUUCAUUUCCAGAGGAAACUGUCUCCUUGACUCCGCUCCACCUCACAAACACUCGCACAGAUACACCCACCUUUGUAGUGGCUCGCUCCCUCAUUAGCGCGGGAGAGUUUUAGCGCUUGUCUCGGUGAGUAAAUGAGCUCACUCGCCGUGAUAUUCACGCAUCGCAAAACAUUUGCUUUCAAGCUUCAACAGCGUGUCUGGAACCCAAAUAUCCUUAUGUUGUGCUGGGUUUCCGGUGAAUUAUGCAGUUAUUGAAAUUAAAUUGCAGAUAAGGUUUUGGGGGCCCAGCCAAUUACGAGUCCCCACAGGGUUGCACAGGUCUGUUUUGCUGCUGGAGAGACUGGCUGCUACUGUGUGGCUUUGAACAUGUGAAAACACUUAGGAAUUAGAAUUGGAAAGCAGCUAUUCAAGCUCGAUAAUUCUCAAUAUAUCAAACAAUAUGUCAGCAAAAGCUCUGGCAGGCACACUUUAUUAUGAACUCGUGUUCAGCCAACUGCGAUAUGCAUCGAUGAAUCUGAGCCAUUGAAGACAUAUUUGUGCCACCCAAACAGUAAGGUGAAUAUGAUGAAUACUGACCAACAACUCCUGCUUCUUUUUCUUUCGGCUUCUCCCUUCAGGGGUGGCCACGGCGGAUCACCUUCCUCCAUCUCACCCUGUCCUCUGCAUCCGCUUCUCUCAAACCUACAAACCUCAUGUCCUCCUUCACCACCUCCAUAAAUCUCCUCUGCCUGGCAGUUCCAACCUCGACAUCUUCUCUCAGCCUCUCUGACUUUGUCUCCUAAACACCUGGUAUGUGCUGUCCCUGUCCAACAACUAGUGGUGGUUAUUACUGUUACGAAGCCGACACCAGACCAGAAAAUUUUUUUGAUGAAAAAAAUGUCUCAAUAUAAAAACAGAUGUCCAAAACACAUUCCCGCUCCCAAGACGGCGCUGCUGCAGGAGACUCUGCCACUUGCUAAAGCAACAAUCUUAGAUGAAUACAACUGAACUGGAUGGUGUCCAAGACAACUAUGAACAAUAAACAUAUGAACUGAGGGAGGAAGACAAAACUGGACACCUGAACAGUGACCAUGGCGACAUGAAGGCUCAGAAAACAAUUUAUUAUUUGCGUUAUUUUGACUAAGUUUGGACUUUUAACAUGAAAGAGGAAUUUGAAUGUCUUUUAAUUGGACUACACAACCUGGAUAAUGCUGUUUAUAGCUGGACUAUGCCUGCAUGUAGCCGAGUAGCUGGACUAGGACCAGACUAUGACUGGCCUGGCUGUUGCGUAGCUUAAGCAAACGGCGCCACAUAACACAACAUACAACUGAGAAAUCACUUGUGAAACUUGAUACAGCAGUGAUCCUCUGCCUUUGUUGAUGUUGAAACCUGAUAUCAGCUGUGUUGUCACUCGCGAUGAUGCUGAUCUGCAGGUGUUCUCUCGGGUCGUUUUUUUAGAUCUCUCAAAAAGAGUAGAGGACGGGAUUUGUUGGUUUAAGGACAUACAUCACAGCCACGAAAACAUUAGCAUUGUUGCUAAGUUAGCACCACUAUGUGCUAUAGAUACUCCAUGUAUCAUUCUUGCAAUAAAAAGACAACAGAGCCUCACAAAUAAUUCACUUCAUUCAGAGACUUUUACAGUUGAAAAAGAUGGGACCCACAGGAACAGCGUGUCGUCCAUGUUUGUAGUUCUUUGUAGUGCUUCUCGUUCAUUUUAUGUUAACAUGUUGAAGUGUUCUGCGCAGUAGUGCUCGCCUGACUUCAAACAAUUUCUAAAAACUGCGCAGCUGCUUGAGAACUUGAAAUGAUUCGCAGUCUGGUGUAAAUCUUAAGGCGCAGCAACUUGCUCAUCUGACAAUAAUUUUUUUUAGAUCGAACAUGUAGUUUGUCAGCAGCAAGCCUUUGUUGGGACAGUGGUCAUGCAUCUAGCAAAUGUCACCACAAGGACAAGGCUCUAAAGAAGCAGCUGGUUAGCACCGAGUUGCAACAAUGACUAAAAGUAGGAAGUUGUGAGUUCAUAUCUCAGUGACAGUCAGUGUGGGCCUUAGGUGCCACCUGUCACCCCAGUUGCUUCGGCUAAAAUGAUAGACAUUUUUUCACUUGUAUGGCCACAAGAAUUCAUGAGUAACUUAUGUUGAUCCAAGUCAAACGUUCCUUUAUGAAUUCUUCUCAGGCCCUUGAGUUAUAUAUAGAAGGAUGCAGCGGUGAUGUGUGCUCCACUUAAACAAGUUCGAGCUGCUACCUUCCUAAUAGCCAUUGUUUGCUACUGGGUUUUUGCUCAAAUAUGUCUCCUAACAGCUGCUCACAGACUGCGGUGGAAUGAUGAUCCACUUUUUUUCCUCAUCAACAUGUACUAAACCAGCAAUGACAGAACUUUGCUGCAGUUUUGUGGUCAGUCAGGGUCCUUUCAAGACUCAAGUAGAAAACAUCAAGUUACUCACUUAAAAGACAGCAACAUUAAAAUAUGAAGUUCUUGUUCUUGUUGAUACAGAAAGCAUUCUAACCCAUUGUUUCUGUUCCCAGUUUUAAUUUGGAAACAAAAUACA